Messenger RNA from Capronia epimyces CBS 606.96, 573 nucleotides. RefSeq lists its product as uncharacterized. Bases 1 to 573 code for a protein of 190 amino acids. The record is from RefSeq and is a predicted model, not a curated record. The transcript has a single exon. Lineage: Eukaryota; Fungi; Ascomycota; Eurotiomycetes; Chaetothyriales; Herpotrichiellaceae. Gene Ontology annotation, molecular function: acyltransferase activity, transferring groups other than amino-acyl groups.
AUGGUGGACACACCCGACGACACGACAAUAGUUAUGCUGCCGCCUCCAGGCGACGUGGUGGCUCCCCAUGGAUUCCCAGCUGAUCCACGGCCUGGGGGAGCCCCCCAAAUAUUCCUCGACGCCAUGGAUAUUCGCAUCAAGGUCUUUUGUGAGGAGCAGAACUGUGCCUUGGAACCGGAACUGGACGAGGACGACCCGAGAUCCUGGCAUUGGGUGGCAUAUCAACAAGGACACCCGGUCUCAGUCAUUCGUAUAGUGCCGCCACCUCAUGGACCGCACCCCAAUGGAUUCUACGAUCCGUCGGAAGAGCCAUACGUCAAACUUGGCCGUGUUGCAACGAUCCCCAGUGCCAGAGGGAAGGGUAUUAACCGGAAGUUAAUCGCUGCUGCUUUCCGAUAUCAUGCGGCGCACAAAGAGGAAACUUCGACAGGCUGGAACGGCUUGGUGCUCACUCAUGCUCAAGUCGCCGUUGAGAAGAUGUACUCGAAGUUAGGAUUCACUGCCGACGCGAGACUAGGCCAAUGGGACGAAGAAGGCAUUGAACAUGUAGGGAUGUGGAAACGACUCGCUUGA